Molecule: messenger RNA, 1561 nt
Organism: Cotesia glomerata
Lineage: Eukaryota; Metazoa; Arthropoda; Insecta; Hymenoptera; Braconidae
Exons: 2
Coding region: 807-1265 (152 amino acids)
Source: RefSeq, a predicted model, not a curated record
GUCUUUUGAUAAUCUAAGCAAUUUUGAGUUAAUUAAGCGAUAAAAUGCACAACCUGUCUUUGUAUGAUAAAUUGGGCGCCCAUUAGUGGUACUUAUGAAUAAUUUAUGUCAGCAUGUUCGAACAUAUCAUGUGUCAGAGUAGCGUUGUACGUAUUAAUUGUCAGAUGAAUUGUAGAUGCUCUUUAAAUAUUUUGACCGUGAGUUGAGUCGUUUUUAUAUAAUACAGUGCCCUGACUUUGUCCUCUCAAAAGGUCGAAUAAUAAGUGAGAAAAAACCCAGUCAAAAGCCUAUAAUUGAAAAAAAAAAUCGGAAAGUUUGUGAUCAAACCAAAGUAGCUAACCUCUCUAGAACUUUAGAAAAGUUGGAAGAAGCUAGAAAAAUCAUGACUUAUUUGCAGGAAAAGCAAAAACCAGGUAUAAACUUGAAAGCAAAUCUUACCGGACAGAAUCAGAAAUUGAUUGCAUUUCGCAGGAUAACUGGUAAUAAGACACGGCUAUUUAGAUAGCGGCUAAAUUGCAAAUAACGCGGCAAUUUAUGAGGUUGUUCUUAAUUAGUAAGUGAAACAUUUGACCUAAAUGUGAUGUUAACGCUACAGAUCAAUAAACGCAUCCAAUCAAAGCAAGUGACAAAACAAUUUCUUCAAUUGAUCAACCAGACUCAAGAGGCUACUUUUAUUGCGUCACUGGCUUGUACCAAUUAUUGGCAGCUUUUCAAGUCAUCAGAACCUUCUUAAAUAAAGUUCCAGUCAUUUAAAAUGACCAGUAUCUCGCUGAAUUUGCAUUCAGUAGCUCCUAGGCUGCUGUACGAUGAUAAUGUCCUUGCUUUUAAAUAAAAUGCUAUACGAACAAGAGGACUUUGUAUACAGUACGAUAGACGAGUUCUACUGGGAUGACGAAGUGUAUGAAAUGGUGGAGAUGGGAGUUUCCGGCUGUGGAUGGCUAAGCGUAGAUGAUCCUGUGUUUUGGUGCGUGGCUCCUGCUUACCUUGAAGAGAUCGUCUGGUUAUUUCGUACAGCACCGACUCGGCAACCCUAUGAUGAGCCAGAGCUCCCUCUUACUCUCUUGGAAUACUAUCUACGCAUGGACCUCUUGGAACUGCUAGAUAAAUUGUCUCUAGCACCGAAAAGGAUCCAUGAUGCGUUGUGCAUCACAUGGGCACGUGUCACCAAGCGCCGCAAGCUUUCAACAGAAAAUCGUUUGAACCAAUCCUUAAGGCCCAAAAUAGAAUGGUUGUUCGAACAAGACCUAACGAACUUGAAAUUCUAGUUUUUAAAUUGAGACAAUUAUAGAUAACUAACUGCGUGAUGAGAAAAAUUUUUGUACGUAAAAUAAUCACUAUGUUAUAGCAGAAAAAUGUCAUUAAUGUAUACGUGAUUAAUUUGGUCUUUGCCUAACGCUGUUGAAUUUUUUGUAAAUCAAUAAACACAAUAUCGCAUAAUUAAUACAUAAUAUAAUGUUUAUUAUCCUUUUGACUUGAUUAACCCAAAAACUUACCAAGUGAUUAAUCCUACAACGUUUGAUCUUGAAUUUCUGAUUACAAGCUUAAUUAUACACCUUUAUCU